Heterobilharzia americana is the source of this 909-nucleotide messenger RNA. Lineage: Eukaryota; Metazoa; Platyhelminthes; Trematoda; Strigeidida; Schistosomatidae. The record is from the annotation of a GenBank genome assembly.
UAGGUGUGAUUUUCUAAUCCUACUAUGAGCUUUGCUUGUGAAGAUGGUACAGUUGGCCAGAUCACUCCUCUCGAGGCACCUGUUUAACUUGCACACAGUCGUUUCUCAUCGCGAAACCAAGAAUAACAAGUUGUUUUGUCUAGAUAUUUUCUCUGGUGUAACGUUAGGAUGUUUUGCAUGCUGAUGAUUGUGUGCGAAACCAAUUGUGGAUGAGAAGUGGUUUGAUUAGUUGAGAAGACAUGCAGACACAUGAGUUACUGUGAAUCCGUGUGAACUGAUUUCUUCUCGGUCAGAGAGUCCGUUGAAAGCAGCCAGCAACAUUAGCUGCGGCGUUACACAAAGUUUGUUUCUCGCGUCAGUAAAAUUAUAAGUCUAUGCUCGCCAUUCAUGUGUACACUCUGUUGAAUUCGCUUUUCAGCGGGAAGAACUCCAACGAUAAAUACCACUGCAAUAGUCCCAUUCAAAAUGGAUUCACAACACAAAAACUUGUGCACACGGUUGAAGGGUCUGUUAUCGAACUACUACACAAGAUUUGAAGAAACGGUUGAGAACUGCUCUUUCGAUGGAAAGAAGUUUAUCGUGAAAUUUUCUGUGGAGAAACUAGUCGAGUUGGAGCAUUAUUAUGAUAGCUACGUGCUUUAUCUGCGCGUACGUCAUACCGCUCUGAAGCUGAGGAGUAUUACAUUAAGUGAUGAUUCAACAGCUCGGCCAAAUACUCGAACACAUUCUGACGAAAUUCCUAGGAGAACUGAAUAUUUUGCAGCAGCAGGUUGGUUUGUUACUCAUCCUUACUCGCCAUUUGCGUCAUCAAGCGUUUUGUUCCAAUCUGAGGAUGGACGAUAUUGUUUGAGUAUGAUCACAUCAAUGUAUAUGCACACAUUUCACCGCAUUCAUCGAAACUUUACUUAA